This is a messenger RNA of Strongylus vulgaris, 999 nucleotides long. The record is from the annotation of a GenBank genome assembly. Lineage: Eukaryota; Metazoa; Nematoda; Chromadorea; Rhabditida; Strongylidae.
AUGGGUUUUGUAUUACGGUUGCGACCGUGGACCUCUGCUGAAACAUGCGACUUUUUCAAGGUUUGGAUCAUCAUUCUUGGUUCAAUCCUUAUGCAACACAUAGACACAUCGGUCGUGUAUCAUCAGGUACGUGGUCAAGGGGUUAUAAAGCUCUACAUAUUUUAUAAUAUGCUCGAGGUAGCGGACAAGCUUUUCAGUAGCUUGGGCCAGGAUAUCCUUGAUGCUUUGUUUUGGACAGCAAAUGAGCCGAAAACGUUUAGAACAAUAGUGAGGACCGUAUUCCAUUUUGUAUUCGCUCUUUCCUACGCUACAAUCCAUACAUUCUUGGUUUUACUGCAGGCCACUACCCUAAAUGUUGCUUUCAACUCGCACAAUCAAGCGCUUUUGGCAAUAAUGAUGUCCAAUAACUUUGUGGAGCUGAAAGGAUCAGUGUUCAAGAAGUUUGCCAAGGCAAAUCUGUUCCAAAUGGCUUGCAGUGACGUUCGCGAGCGAUUCCAUAUCAUUGCUUUGUUGUUCGUUGUGAUGGUGCGAAAUAUGAUAGCUGUGAACUGGAGCAGUGAACAUUUACGGGAAAUGAUGCCUGAUAUAUUUAUGGUAGUAGGAGCUGAGUUACUGGUGGACUGGUUGAAACAUGCUUUUAUCACAAAGUUCAAUGAAAUCAACGCAGAAGUUUACAGGGAUUUCACCAUAACCAUAGCUUUUGAUGUUGUGAAAAGCCGUGACACGUCGGCCUUUAGUGAUUACUCUGAUCAGGUUUCUCGAAGAAUGGGUUUUAUACCAAUACCACUCUCGAUUAUGCUCAUACGGGUACUUAGCCAAACGUUCACACUUCAGAGCAAAACAAGCAUAGCGAUCUGUGUGAUCGCAUGGCUGCUUCUGCUAUCGAUAAAGAUUUGUAAUGGUAUAGUUUUACUUGGGAAGGCUUGUGUCCACGUGACUGCUUACCGGGAGUUGCAGGUGAACUUUUCGUUCUUCCUUAUCUAUAGAUUGAUUUUUGUU